Messenger RNA from Theobroma umbraticum, 2193 nucleotides. RefSeq names its product iron-sulfur cluster assembly SufBD family protein ABCI8, chloroplastic-like. The record is from RefSeq and is a predicted model, not a curated record. NCBI's taxonomy places the organism in Eukaryota, Viridiplantae, Streptophyta, Magnoliopsida, Malvales, Malvaceae. Gene Ontology annotation, biological process: iron-sulfur cluster assembly.
CAAGAAACCAGACACGAUCUCAAAGUGGGUCCGUAAACGGUUCCCCCGGCGAGGAGGUACUUUUUGUCCACGAGACAAUCUAACAUUCUCAUAGCCAAGAAAAAUCACAAUUCAACGAUAAUAGAUAAACUCAUUCCCUUGUUUUAGUUUUGAUUUUCUUGGUACUAUUGUUUGUUGUCUGCGUUCUUUCUCUAUCCUUGACACAGCCAUAACCAUGGCUUCCUUGCUAGCCAACCGCAUCUCAAUCUUCACACCACAACCCACCUCAGAUUCAACCAAGUUCGGGAAAGGGUUUUAUCAAAAGCUCGAUUCCGUCAAACCCAUGGCGCAAAAACCCCCAAAUUCAAGGCUUUUCAAGGUCAGGGCAGAUGUGGGUUUUGAUUCUCAGACCCUGACGUCAGAUCCCAGCCCUUCAUCAGGUAAAUCCUACGAUGAGAAAAUCCAGGAAAUUCUUCGAAACCGUGAUUAUAAUAAAAAAUUUGGCUUUAGUAUGGAUAUUGAUUCGUUUUCGAUACCCAAAGGGCUUUCUAAAGAAACAAUUCGUUUAAUUUCUUCUUUGAAGGAAGAACCCGAUUGGAUGUUGGAGUUCAGAUUGAAUGCUUAUGAGAAAUUUUUGAAAAUGAAAGAACCUAAAUGGUCUGAUAAUCGAUACCCUCCCAUUAACUUCCAAGAUAUUUGUUAUUACUCUGCACCCAAAAAGAAGCCUACUUUGAAUAGCUUAGACGAGGCUGACCCUGAACUUCUUAAGUACUUUGAUAGAUUGGGUGUACCUUUGAAUGAACGUAAUCGAUUGGCUAAUGUCGCGGUUGAUGCGGUUCUUGAUAGUGUUUCAAUUGCUACUACACAUAGGAAGACUUUGGAGAAGGCUGGGGUGAUUUUUUGUUCAAUAUCCGAGGCAAUUAGGGAGUACCCUGAUUUAGUUAGGAAAUAUUUGGGGAGAGUUGUGCCUAUUGGGGAUAACUAUUAUGCAGCUUUGAAUUCAGCUGUUUUUAGUGAUGGGUCAUUUUGUUAUAAACCUAAGGAUACAAAAUCAAUGCCAAUUUCAACUUAUUUUCGGAUCAAUGCAUUGGAAACUGGGCAGUAGAGGACUUUGAUUGUUGCUGAUGAAGGGAGUUUUGUGGAGUACUUAGAAGGAUGUACCGCACCUUCUUAUGACAGGAAUCAACUUCAUGCUGCUGUUGUUGAGUUGUAUUGUGCUAAGGGUGCUGAGAUUAAAUACUCCACCGUGCAGAAUUGGUAUGCUGGCGAUGAGGAAGGAAAAGGUGGGAUUUAUAAUUUUGUUACGAAGCGUGGACUUUGUGCUGGAGAUCACUCGAAGAUAUCAUGGACCCAAGUGGAGACAGGGUCUGCAAUUAUGAAGUACCCAAGUGUUGUUUUGGAGGGUGAUGAUACUGUGGGUGAGUUUUACUCUGUAGCACUUACAAAAUAUCAGCAGGCAGACACGGGAACAAAGAUGAUACACAAGGGUAAGAAUACAAGAAGUAGGAUUAUCUCGAAGGGUAUUUCAGCUGGAAAUUCAAGAAACUGUUACAGAGGGCUUGUUCAGGUUCAAUCAAAAGCAGAAAACGCUAGGAAUUCCUCACAAUGUGAUUCAAUGCUAAUUGGUGAUAAUGCUGCUGCAAACACCUAUCCAUACAUCCAGGUUAAGAAUCCCUCAGCUCGCGUUGAACAUGAAGCCAGCACUUCCAAAAUCAGUGAAGAUCAGUUAUUUUACUUUCAGCAGAGAGGAAUUGACUAUGAGAAGGCCAUGGCGGCAAUGAUUUCUGGGUUUUGCCGCGAUGUUUUCAAUGAGCUUCCUGAUGAGUUUGGUGCUGAGGUGAACCAACUCAUGAGUCUGAAGCUUGAGGGAUCCGUGGGUUAAGCAUGAUUUGAUAUUCACUCAAUUUAGGUUAUGCUGGCUAAUGAGAUAAUUUUGUUAGUGAAUUAAAUAAUGUUUGAGUUCAUGAAGAUCCUUUUGUAAAUGACUAGUUACCUUUAAUGUACUUUACUGUCCCCAGAGUGUCCAUUGGAACGAUAAAAUUCAUGUUUCAUGGAAAUUUUCACCUAACCUCUGUAUAUAUACUUUUUUCUUGACCUAGAACAACUGUAUACGAGUUCAUAUUUAGGCAAAAUUUUGUUUGAUGUGAAGUCUUAUGUAUUGCUGUGAUAUUAAGCAUUGGCAAUAGAGCAAUGAGAUUAAAGUUUCUUUUGUUA